AUGCCGUCCUCAGGCGGCUACGAUGGCUCGUCGUCGUCCGGGAAGCGAGUCCUCCACCCGGCCAUCGAGCGGGUCAGGCUCGACACCGUCGGCGGGGCGGCGCAGGACAGGGACAGCAGGGGCAAGGCGCGUGCAGCAGACGUCGCACCGAGCGACUCGAGCGCGUCGAGCCUGCCACGGCCAGCGAUGCACACUUCGCAGCCUACAAACGCACCCCAGUCGUCCUCGUCCGGCCCCUCGCGACAUGUGGGCAGCUCAGUCAACCCCGGCACCGUCUCGUCGACCACUCGCCGGCUAGGCGCGCUGGGCAUCCCGCUCCCUUCUUCCGACGACGAACUCCUUGACGGAGAACCCUCGUUUCUCUGCGAGACCGACUCGCUCGGAGGGAACCCGCCAGGCUCGCCACUCGUGCCAAUACACGAGGCGCAGGAAGUGGCGAGCUACAGUCGAGGCGGGAGUACGCGGUCGGGUCUGAGCACGCGCAACGGCGAGCAGUUUGACGGCGGCGCUUUCGUCUCGGAGGAGAGCUUUCGGGAUAUCGUCGACGACCUCACGCUUGAGAAUCAAAAGCUCAAGGCGCGACUGAAACGAUUCGAGUCGGCUCGAGUACCGACAAACCUGCGGAAGGAGCGAUUGUUCGAAGUCCGCUUCUUCGACGGUCUGCCCAAAGCGAAACGACGAGAGAUCGAGUCCUUCCUGACUGACUACGUCCAAUCCUUCUCCAACUCUACCUCUGGCGACUACACCGACUCCUCUCGUAUCAACACGACCGGCAACUCCAGCUCGCACGACCACACCGAAUCGACCUCGUCCCUCGGCGCGACUUUGCGAUCCUUGCGAAGCUCGGAAAAGGAGGCGUUGCAGGUUGUCGUCGACCCGGCUGCGAGACGGGAGAACUCCACGAGUGGAGGGAGCGGGUCUGGAUCAGGCAGCGGGAGUGGGAAGCGGUCGGGUAGUGGAGACGGGACAGGUUCUGGUGGCGAGAAGCGCAAGAAGCGGCGACUCACCUCUGCGGCGCCUAACUCGGUCGCUCCUCUUGGCACCGUCUCCAGCGUCGCCCUCCCCGACCCUCCACCCCUCCUCCGCCGACCAACCGACAUCUUUCCUCCCGAGCGCGAUAUCCUCGCUGCGCCCUCCGCUCCGCCUAUCGAGACCGUCUCGCGCAUGGGCACGGGUAGCGGCAUCCGCAUCUCGGAACCGCACAACCGCAAACGGCGACGAACACCGGCCGCCUCGCCUGAAGCAGCCGCGACGACGCCUGAUCGACCUCGACUCCAGCAGGCGGGUAGCUGGGAGGGUUCUGUCGGCAGCAGCGCUGGCGUGCCGGAUCCCGACCGGCUCGAAGACCUCAUCGUCGAGCUUAUCGAGCGCCUCUUCUUCGAGUCGCUGCCUGUCGAGGGCGUCGCCGGCCCGCAGACCCCGCCUCAGAACCCGCUCAACAGCGACCCUAUUCCCCUUCCCGCCAAAUCUUCCACCAACACGCAGUACCUCCGCAACAUGCUCGCCGCCGACGAGAUUACCGCGACCGGCGGCUGGCUCUACCUCAACCUCGUUUCGACCAUGGCGGCGCUGCACCGGCUCAACGUCAGCGUCGGCACCGUCCGACAUGCCCUUCGCACGAAGAGCAAGCUGGUCGAGGUCAGUAACGACGGGACAAAGAUCCGCUGGCACGGACCCUCGAGCAAGCCGCUCAAGCAGCCUGGCGAUGCGGAUCAACCGGACGUGCAGAUGGGCGAUAUGGAGGACAACAGCAUCGAGGCGACACGGAUUGAGGGUGCGGAGGAGGAAGAGCGCGAGCGCAAGCGCGACGCGCACAGCAGGCCUUCCAACUCGACCGCGUCGAGCGACGAUAACGACGAACCCGACUCGAUGUUUGACGAGCGACCUGGCGCGCGGGAGAAUGCGGCUGGCAGCGGCAGCGGCCAGCUCCUUUCGGGCUCGCGCAGGUCGACGGCGCCGACUUCGCAGAUGCCGUCUGGCGGAUCGAAGAACGGUUCGAGCUCGAACAGCGGAACGAGGGGCGAGAAACGCUCAUUUGCGUCGCACGAGACGGGCGCUUCCGCUCCUGCCCGGUUGCAGCAGGGCAUGGCGCCUACUCAGCCGGUCAAGAGCAGCUCGCUCCGCCAUUCGGUCGAGGAGGUGUCGUCUUCCGGCGGCGGCGUGCGGAGCGAAGGCGACGCUCCUGCCGUCGAGGCGCUCGGCGCGACCGCUAACGACGGCGCCUCGAAGCGAGUCCUGUACACCCCACUCUUCGUCCGCCGCAACGACUCGGCAUCCGAGGAUGACGAGUCGGCGAGCGACGGUGGUUCUGCCGGCUCCAAGCCCAAGCGGAAGAAGAUCUACGACGCCGGCGUCGUCUUUUUCGCGAACGACCUUUUUUACUCGGACCUGUCGGGCGACACGCUCGGCCGUACGCAGCUCCGCCUCGCUCAGGCCGAUGACGACUACUCGUCCUCGCGGCCGUUCUUGGGCGAUUCGUCGUUGACCGGCGCUGAGUGGACGAGCGCUGCCGCGACCUCCCGCACUCGUUCCGACUUUACGCCCAUGAGCGAGAGCGGCGGAAGUGUUCGCUCCUCUCGCAGCCAGGAGAAGGCGACCGAAGACGUCGAGAUGGCCGAAGACGAGCCGCACAUCCCUUCGCUCGACACCGAAGCAGGAUGGGACGGGAUCGACGACGUCCCCUUGCACUCCUGCGCCCCGCUAGCCGGCGAGACCGACAUCUUCACCAUCACGCCUUACCCUGCCUUGCACGUCUCGGCCAUGAGCGACGUCACCGCCGCAGACCACUUCACCACGCACGUCAAGCUCCACCACCCUUACCUCCCUUCCUCCGUCUCCCGCACCGACUUGCCCAAGCGUCUCCGCCCUUCGUUCGCAUCUUGUCUCCCCGCAUCUCUCGCAUCGCACAAACACGCCGCAACGCCUCUCCUCGUUCCCACCUACCUCGCAACGCACACCCUCGACCACCACCCCGCCAUUCGCGUCCGCUUCCCCCGCCUCCGCCUGCGCAUGUCGUCCGCGACGUCCGACUCGGAAGACGAAGACGCCUCGGCAGCUGGAUGGACUGGCUCGCCGACGUCGUCCCAGCUUCGCCGACUGCCGGCAGCCGGCGGCGGAGACUACCUCAUGUCGCUCGCGCUCCCGCUCAACACCUGGGCACCACAAACACGACGCUCUACGAGCAGCGACGAGCGCGCGAGCGAGGCCGUCGGGACGGGCGAUUCGCGCAUCACUCUCGACUGA
This is a messenger RNA of Rhodotorula toruloides NP11, 3243 nucleotides long. Its product is annotated as Frequency clock protein. Lineage: Eukaryota; Fungi; Basidiomycota; Microbotryomycetes; Sporidiobolales; Sporidiobolaceae. Gene Ontology annotation, biological process: regulation of DNA-templated transcription; circadian rhythm. Gene Ontology annotation, cellular component: cytoplasm; nucleus. The record is from RefSeq and is a predicted model, not a curated record. The transcript is spliced from 5 exons. Bases 1 to 3243 code for a protein of 1080 amino acids.